Loa loa (African eye worm) is the source of this 740-nucleotide messenger RNA. RefSeq lists its product as hypothetical. The record is from RefSeq and is a predicted model, not a curated record. Bases 1 to 600 code for a protein of 199 amino acids. Gene Ontology annotation, biological process: protein phosphorylation. The transcript has 6 exons. Gene Ontology annotation, molecular function: ATP binding; protein kinase activity. Lineage: Eukaryota; Metazoa; Nematoda; Chromadorea; Rhabditida; Onchocercidae.
AUGGCAAAGACAACCCUAAAUGAACAAUCUCAUGAUGAAGUACAGCUAACCGACGAUAAUGUUAAAUCAGCGACCACAGAUCUGCAAAUAAUUGAUGCAACAUAUGAUUUCUGUCAGCGGUUGAAGGCACAGAAUUUGUCCUUCAGGAAAUCUCAGGCGGAGGGCAUUGAAGAUCGCAAAUGUGUACAGAAUGGUUCUUACUGUCAAGAAGAACUGCUGGUAAAUCCAAAAUCACAAAACACAGAUGCGACAAGAUCUGAUAUAGAUGAACUUGUUAAAGGAUGUGUAUACCCAGUAUAUUCAAAAUCAGGCCGACGUUACAUUGUUAAAGUUUCGCCUGGAGGAGGUUUAGAAGCAUCAUUGCUUCUGCAGGCGAAAAAGUUAAAAGAAAGCAAUACAUUAGAGGAUGUAUGCUUGCCACUCCUUGUUGACCAUUACUAUCAUCAUAUGUCCAGUACCUAUUUCUUCACACUUGAAUUCUGUGAGUACGGCUCGUUGGAGAAGCUACUUGCAGACAAUGGCGCAGUACCCAUACAUAAACAAUAUAUCGCCAAAAUUCUACGUGGAGUUACCAAAGCAAUCUGCUUCUUACACUCGUAAUUUAUUAUGAUACUGUGUUAAGGAAAAAAAUGACUGGUUUUCCUUCCCACCAUAAUAUGUUGUUGUAAUCUUUGUAAGUCUUCCAUAAAGCGCAGUCUGGAUUGAUAUAUGUCAUCGGUAAGAGAUAGGUAGUGUGGAAC